Messenger RNA from Hippocampus comes (tiger tail seahorse), 4272 nucleotides. Its product is annotated as monocarboxylate transporter 2. NCBI's taxonomy places the organism in Eukaryota, Metazoa, Chordata, Actinopteri, Syngnathiformes, Syngnathidae. Gene Ontology annotation, biological process: plasma membrane lactate transport. Gene Ontology annotation, cellular component: basolateral plasma membrane. Bases 416 to 1822 code for a protein of 468 amino acids. The transcript is spliced from 6 exons. Gene Ontology annotation, molecular function: lactate transmembrane transporter activity. The record is from RefSeq and is a predicted model, not a curated record.
GUCUUGGUUAAAUCUUCUUACGAAUGACAUAAUAGCCAACAGUACAAUACAGUCCCGUCGAAGAAUGCAACCAGUGGCGUGGCAAUCCUCUGCCUCGAAAAUAGCAACGUCGGCAACAGCACCGCCCUAUGAGCGACACCAGCCACGUCACGCCAUCAGGAAAUUCAAACAGUCGACACACACACGCACACACGCUCACAGUCACACUCUGUACUCGCUCACCGAGAGCAAACGGCAUCUUUCUCCUCCAAGGUCACCCAGCCUGCUGUACCCCCACCAGAGUCCGCGGACACCCACCGACGCGCCUUUUUAAUCUCCUUCGAGGAUGGGUUCGGGAUGGUGGUUUUGGGUCAGGUUUCAAGAUCAGGACCUAUUUCCAUGGACUCCGAAGUGAAGCGCCAGCGUCGGUCGAGAGAUGCCACCCCCAGUCACCGGCCCCCCCGCCGUGCCCCCGCCCGACGGCGGCUGGGGCUGGGCCGUGGUGGUGGCGUCCUUCAUCUCCAUCGGCUUCUCGUACGCCUUCCCCAAAGCCAUCACCGUCUUCUUCAAGGAUAUCCAGAUCAUCUUCGGGGCCUCGUACAGCGAAAUCGCGUGGAUCUCUUCCAUCAUGCUCGCCGUCAUGUACGCCGCAGGUCCCGUCAGCAGCGUGCUCGUGAACACUUACGGCUGCAGACCCAUCGUCAUGGUGGGGGGCUGCCUGUGCGCCGUGGGCAUGACCCUGGCUUCGUUCUGCACCAGCGUGGUGCAGCUUUACCUCUGCAUUGGCGUGAUCGGCGGACUCGGCUUGGCGUUUAACCUGCAGCCAGCCCUCACCAUGAUUGGCAAAUACUUCUACAAGAAGCGUCCGAUCGCCAACGGGCUGGCCAUGGCCGGCAGCCCCGUGUUCCUCAGCUCCUUGGCCCCGCUCAACCAGUACCUGUUCAACCACUUCGGCUGGCGGGGGAGCUUCCUCAUCCUGGGCGGCCUGCUGCUCAACUGCUGCGUGGCCGGCUCGCUCAUGAGGCCCCUGGGACCGCCGCCCUCCAAGCUGAAAAAGGACCAAGUGGCCAGCGCCAAGGAAAGGCGGACGCCGUGGCAACUCCUCAACAAGUACCUGGACCUGUCGCUCUUUAAACACCGCGGCUUCCUCAUCUACCUAUCGGGCAACGUCAUCAUGUUCCUCGGCUUUUUCGCGCCCAUCGUCUUCCUGGCGGCUUACGCCAAAGACAUGGGGGUGGACGAGUAUUCCGCCGCUUUCCUCCUCUCCAUCCUGGCUUUCGUGGACAUGUUCGCGCGACCCUCCAUGGGCCUGCUGGCCAAUUCACGGCGGAUCAGGCCCAAGAUUCAGUAUUUCUUCAGCUUCGCCGUGCUGUACAACGGCGUGUGCCACAUCCUCUGCCCGCUGGCCAACUCCUACACCGGCCUCGUGGUGUACGCCAUCUUCUUCGGUUUUGCGUUCGGAAUGGUCAGCGCCGUGCUCUUCGAGAGUCUCAUGGACCUGGUCGGGGCGCCGCGGUUCUCCAGCGCGGUCGGACUCACCACCAUUGUGGAAUGCUGCCCGGUCCUCCUCGGGCCACCAAUAGCAGGGAAAUUGGUCGACGUCAGCAAAAAUUACAAGAUCAUGUAUUUCUGCUGCGGCGCCGUCGUGAUCUUGGCGAGCAUUUGGCUCUUCAUCGGCAACUUCAUCAACUACCGGCUCGUGGAGCGCGAGCGCAAACGCGAGCAGUACAAGCCCACCGGGUCGGAGGAUCCCGACGUGCCCCGGAAGCAGGCAGAGGCGGAGGUCAACGAGCCGGAUGAGGAGAAAGGAAGGGAACCUAUACAGCGGGAAACCAACAUGUAAGACUUUGUUUUUUGUGUUUGUUUUAUUUCCGAAGCUUUCUCACGCCAUCGGUGCGAACAAACCGAGGUUCAAGCCAAGAGAGAGUGCCUCGCGGUGUUCCGCCUGCAUCCUUUCAAGGUCCUCUGCAACUCCUCAAAAACUGUCAAAGGAACAAGUGUACAGAACAAUGCAUAAAGACUCAUCGGAUUCACUGUUAACUCCAAAUGUUCCACAUUGUCACAAGCACUCACAAAAAGUGGAAAAAAAUCAACACAUUUAGCGUGGAAAAAGCCAGAAUGUUGCAAUCAAUGUCCUAGAAUUGAAUCAAAAUGUGGCAAUAGUGCAUUGCUACUUUUUAUGGACCGAACCAGCUCCCCAAAGGUCCAGUGUUAAAUAAAUGAGGAAGUUGCUCGCCUCUCAACGCACGGAUGACCAUUGAAGCUCUAAAACGGCUCCGACUGGUUGACCGUGACGACAUCAUUUAUGCAAGGCAGUCAGCCCUGAGUAUGUCGCCGAGCAGGAAAUGCAAUGCAAAAGCUCCUCAUUGCAAAAUACGACUGUUUCCCUUGACCCCCCCCCCCCCAGUGCCCUCUAGAGACCCAUCGGGCAAAACAAUCUGCGGCAUAACAAUCCACUCCUACUGUACGAGCUGCACUUAUUCCUCCAACAAAAAUAAUCGGAAUAAUCUUGACUUCACCUCACGUAAGACUGAAUGUAUUCUCCUUUGCGGGCCUUAAUAAUGAGAUAAUAAUGACUUGCGUAACUUUGAAUAAUAUACAUUGACACUGGUCACUUCAUUAGGUACACUGAAGAGGUCCGGUAACUAAGAAUUGUGAUUGUUUUCCCACAGAACUUGAAUGAUAUCAUGUUUAUUUUCUCCUUUUGCCUCAUGAGCAGAUUUUAUUUGGGUCGCCGUUGGGGCUGAACGAUUUAGGAAGAAAUUUGAAGCUUUUAUUUUUAUUUUUUUUUUCCACUCAAUAUUGCAACGGUGAUUUAAUAUGCGAAUAUUUUUAAUUCAAUGGGGGGUAACAUUUCGUCUGUCUUCUGAUUCAUGCUUGAAAUCGGACAAUGCAACAUCUGGAAUAUGUCAACGGUCAAAUUGCAGCCUUUGCAAUUAGAAUCUUUCAUCAUAUCGCAAUUAUAUUGCAAUUGUAAAUUUAUCGUUUAGUCCUAGUAGACAUUGCCUUAAUUGUAACGGAAGGAAUAAUCCUGGAAGUAGUGGAAAGUUAGUUACUGAAGUCAGCAACGCUUAUACGUGAAAUUAUUUUAUUUUGUCUUUGGUCCUACAAAAAAAAAAAACAUUUGUGCUGUUGGUGCAUUUCUCUCCAAAGCCAGUCGUGCUGUUGACCAAAACCGUCCACGUUGUCACGUCGUUUUCCAAAGCAUUUUCUUUCCAAAUAAUAAUAUUCCUCAUGAAAGUUGGCCAAGUAUGUCAACGUCAAAAAAAAAAACAGCUGCUACACAUUUAUGAGUUUCUAGUUCAAUGGAGCACUUUAUUUCAUUGCGUUCCACCUGAGAUUCUCCCCCGGAAACGGAGCCAGUUGAAAAUCGACGAUUGUCUAAUUUUUACAGCGCGAUUUUUUUUUUUCGACGUUAGCAAAGUCCACCGUCACUGUGCUUUGAAUGACUUUGAAUGUUUUCUCGUUGAAUCGAUUGAAAAAAAAUCACUAUGCAAACUCCCUUUUGUCCCUGCUGAUUUUCAAGGAGCGAGGGGGUGGGGAAAUAAGCCGGGCUGUCACAUUUUAAUGGUGAAACACCGCCCCCUGCUGUUCGCAUCAGGUUAAUCAGGCUGUGUGCUCGCUCCUGUUGAGAAUCGUUCGAAGCUGUGAUGCGCUUGAAAACAUGUCGCUGCUGGAGACGGGACGUUCUCCUCUUUUAUUCCAUGUUGUACAAAGGCAAACAUGUCUUUGUUUUCGAGCCGGCAUAUUUAUUCACUGAACAAAAAAAAAAAAAAAAAUGUUAGACUAUGUUAACUAGAAGCAGACUUAAAAUCUAUCUGCUGUGUAUUUUUUUAAUUUAUUUUUUUGGGGCUUGUUUGUUUGGUUUGAAUUAGCAGGGUCAAAAAAAAAAAAAAAAAGAAACUUGGCGGAUGAUUUUGAACAAACACGGUUUUGCUACUGGGAGGUUUUCAAGUGACUCUCUGGUGCCUUAUUAUAUUAUAUCAUCAUCAUUAACAUACACUUGCGUUGUUCAAACACGCGUGCGUUUCGGAGUCGGCUUCUUGUUUGAGUUUCCGUCAGUAAAUAGCCGACGCUGAAGGCUUUGCAAAUUGUCUUGUUGAUGUUUGACCUGUAGCAGACAAAUUUAAGCUCAACCUGAUGUCAUUUCUGGAUGGCUUCACUACCUCUGCAGACGUCCUUUCGCGCUGAGGACAAACAAUACAGCAGGGGGUGUCGAUACAAAUGAAGUUUUAUUUUAUUUUUUUCUGGUGUCUCCUUUUAGGUCAAUAAAGUAUAUUUCCAACCCCAAAA